This is a messenger RNA of Drosophila grimshawi, 6020 nucleotides long. RefSeq names its product disco-interacting protein 2 (gene DIP2). The record is from RefSeq and is a predicted model, not a curated record. Lineage: Eukaryota; Metazoa; Arthropoda; Insecta; Diptera; Drosophilidae. Bases 308 to 5668 code for a protein of 1786 amino acids. The transcript is spliced from 16 exons.
UUGUUGGGGCGAUGAUUAAAUUUGUGCAAGUAUAAUGCAAAAGAUAAAGCGAAUUGUGAUCAACCUAGGGCACUAAGCAUUUACUUGGCAGAAACGCUAGAUCCGUUAAAUGUGGCUUGAAUAUUUUGAAAAUCGAUCGAUAUUUGGAAACGAAGAAGUUGCAAAGUAGCAGCGGUGUGUGUUUGUGUAUGAUUGCAUAUGCAGGGUGAAAUACAUUUGUGUGUGUACAUGCCUGUGUACUAAUAGAAAACUCCAGCCACUAAAAAAAGCACAGCACCAACAACAACAAUAACCGACCAUAGCAAAAAUGUCUACAGCGUCUGCAAACUUUUUGGGGAUGGAGCUUGUCUCAUCACUACCCACUGAUAUUCGCGAAAAAUUGGCCGAAUUGGAUUUGGAACUAUCCGAAGGAGACAUUACACAAAAAGGAUACGAAAAGAAACGUGCAAAAUUAUUGCAACCCUUUCUGAAGAAACCGGAACCAAAUGAUGUGGAAAAGGUAAAGAAUUUGCCUCCACCGCCAUACUACAACAUAAAAGAUUCAAACAAUAGCAACAGCAAUGUAAACAUCGAUGGCGUCAUCAUCUCCAGUGAGGGGUACAGUUAUGUUACUGAGGUACCUUCACUACCCUCAUCACAACAAAGGCAUUCCAAAAAGUCUGACUUCCACCAACCCGCAUCAUCAUCAACACCUCAGAGCGGAGCUGGGGCGCCUGGCUAUGAAAAUAUGCGACCGCAGGGUGGCGCUGUCGGAGAUCCCGGUUAUCAGAAUACACGCGAACCAAACACAUUUCAGAACCUUGCUCACCAUCCUCCAACAAAUAGCAGCCAGCAUCGACAACGCCGGACUCAACGAAAAGUUACGCACAAUGAGAAGCGAUAUCAUUCUGAGGUUCGACAGGAAGCUGUGCAGCAGGCACUGGCUGCUCUCAAAGGUCGACCAAAGCCCAGUCUGCCAAUGCCCUCAAAACGUAGUUCCGUGCUUAAUCGCAGUCCAGGGUGUAACGAUGAUUUGGACUCAUCCACUGAUGACGAAUCUAUACCUGAGGAGCUUAUUUCACCCGAUAAAGAAUAUAAUUAUCCUCGUGAUCACAUUAGCAACAGCAUGUUACCUCCGGAACCAAUAAUAAAGCCACCAAUACGUGAAUCAUCAAUGGGCGUGCAGCAUCAUCAUUUACGACACGAGGUCAAACAAUCUCAAGCGUCAGCUCAAAAAUAUCCAUCGUCGAGCAGCGGUAGUGUUGCAGAACGACGGCCACCGCAGAAUUUGCCGCCUCUGCCCACUUCGGAUACUUCGAGCACAGAUUCGCCGCCAAUUGCAUACAAGAGAGAUACUGAAUUGACUGAUAAGGCUUACAAGCAUAAGCAUUUCAACGCCCCCGACAUAACCCAGUUCAACAACGCACAUCGCAUAGCAGACCGUGUCACACGUUAUGUGAACGUUUCUCAAACCGAGCUAAAUGAAACUGACGCGAAUGGAAAAUGGAAAGUAUCGGCCAAGAUUCAACAGUUGCUGAACACACUCAAAAGGCCCAAGCGACGACCGCUACCCGAGUUUUAUGAGGACAACGAUAUUGAGCUGGAGAUUGCUGCCAAUCCAAAGGAUCCGAAUGCACCGAAGCCCGAAGGCAGCACAAUGACGCCGGUGCAAGGCGAACAACUUUCUAUACCGGCUGGACUGCCUCGUACAUUAGAGUGUGCGCUUCAGCGCUAUGGCAUGAAUUCGUUCAAGAGUUCGAUGGCAACGGUAUUGGAUCCUAAUGGUAAAAUAACCACCACUCUGACCUAUGGAAAGCUGCUCUCGCGCGCACAAAAGAUCGCCUACGCACUGUCCACGAAGAUUUUCAGCAAAGGGCCCGAGCAGGUAACGCUGAAACCAGGUGAUCGUGUAGCAUUGGUAUAUCCAAAUAAUGAUCCACUGAGUUUUAUAACAGCUUGGUAUGGUUGCAUGUUUCGCGGUUUGGUGCCGCUGCCAAUUGAGUUACCGCUCUCCAGCUCAGAUACUCCACCACAGCAAGUGGGAUUCUUGCUUAGUUCAUGUGGGAUAACCGUAGCCCUCACCUCUGAAGCCUGCUUGAAGGGUCUACCCAAGUCGGCAACUGGUGAAAUAGCCAAACUGAAAGGUUGGCCACGAUUACAAUGGUUUGUGACCGAGCAUUUACCCAAGCCACCCAAAGAUUUCAAUGUGGGCAAUUUGCGUAUUGAAGAGACGGCAGCUGCGUAUAUCGAGUAUACUACAGAUAAGGAAGGCAGUGUAAUGGGCAUAACUGUUAGCCGCGCUGCUAUGAUAAAUCACUGUCGUGCUCUGACAAUGGCCUGCCAUUACACUGAAGGUGAAACAAUUGUGUGCGUUUUGGACUUCAAGCGAGAGGUUGGCUUGUGGCAUGCCGUUUUGACAUCCAUACUCAAUGGUAUGCAUGUGGUGUUUAUUCCCUACGCUCUGAUGAAAUUGCGGCCUUCGUCUUGGAUGCAACUGAUAACUAAACAUCGUGCAUCUUGCUGCUUGGUGAAGAGCAGAGAUCUUCAUUGGGGCCUACUAGCCACUAAGGAUCAUAAGGACAUCUCGCUAGCUUCGCUGCGCAUGCUGCUUGUAGCUGACGGUGCCAAUCCUUGGUCGUUGUCAUCAUGCGAUCAAUUUUUAAAUGUUUUCCAAGCCAAGGGAUUGCGAUCAGAUGCAAUUUGUCCGUGUGCCAGCAGCUCCGAGGUCUUUACUGUCUCCCUGCGUCGACCGGGUCGCUCGUCUACCACCGGAUUCAGUCAAUCGGCCACUGGACGCGGCGUACUAUCCAUGGCCGCCCUCUCACACGGUGUUGUUCGUGUCGAUAGCGAAGACUCUUUGACUUCCCUUACUUUGCAGGACUGCGGCCAAGUUAUGCCAGCUGCCCAAAUGGUGGUUGUGCGCUCGGAGGGUGCACCAGUACUCUGUAAAACGGAUCAGGUUGGCGAGAUUUGUGUGACGAGUGGCUCGACUGGAGCCAGUUACUUUGGCCUCGACGGCAUGACGAAUUCAACAUUUAAGGUGCAACCGCUACUUGAGGAUCCAGAGUUACCCAAGGACGGCGGCGGCACAAUUGUGGGCAACCCUAAGCCCAUAAGCGAGGAGAACUAUGUGCGUUCAGGUCUCUUGGGCUUCCUUGGCCCCGGUGGCUUGGUUUUUGUGUGCGGCUCACGUGAUGGCCUCAUGACGGUCACCGGACGCAAACAUAAUGCAGAUGACAUCAUUGCCACGGUGCUGGCUGUUGAACCGAUGCGAUUUAUAUAUAGGGGACGCAUUGCCGUAUUCAGUAUAAAAGUGUUGCGCGACGAGCGAGUCUGCGUCAUAGCUGAGCAGCGACCCGACUGCUCGGAGGAGGAAAGUUUCCAGUGGAUGUCACGCGUGCUGCAAGCUGUUGACUCAAUACACCAAGUUGGCAUUUAUUGUCUAGCACUUGUGCCGCCCAAUCAUUUGCCGAAGACCCCACUUGGGGGCAUACAUUUGUGCGAGGCUAGACGUCGCUUUUUGGAGGGAUCACUGCAUCCGGCAAAUGUUUUAAUGUGUCCGCACACAUGCGUCACCAAUUUGCCCAAGCCACGUGAACUGCAUCAAGGUGUGCAAACUACUGCAAAAUUAAGCUCAUCAUCUGGCUGUGGUAUUACAGACACGGGUGUAGGACCCGCCUCCGUCAUGGUUGGAAAUUUAGUGCAGGGCAAUCGCUUAGCUGUUGCACACGGACGCGAUGUAGGAAUGGCCGAAGACGGUGAACGUAAGCCGCAAUUAAUAACUGGAGUUUUGCGUUGGCGAGCCAACACCUCGCCAGAUCAUGUAAUAUUUACGUUGCUAAACUCAAAGGGAGCCAUAGCAAAAACGCUUACCUGCUCUGAACUGCACAAGCGAGCCGAAAAAAUUGCUGCCCUUUUGCAGGAACGUGGCAAAAUUGAACCAGGGGAUCAUGUUGCCCUCAUAUUUCCACCUGGAUUGGACUUACUGUGUGCAUUCUAUGGCUGUCUUUAUCUUGGCGCAAUACCGAUAACUAUUAGGCCACCGCAUCCACAAAAUUUAAUCACAACGCUACCCACAGUUCGUAUGAUUGUCGAUGUUUCCAAAAGCGGAAUUGUGCUCUCUAUACAGCCAAUUAUAAAGUUAUUGAAAUCAAGGGAGGCGGCGUCAUCAAUUGAUCCAAAGACAUGGCCACCCAUUCUGGAUAUCGAUGAUAAUCCAAAACGUAAAUUGGCCGGUAUAGCCACAGUCUUGUUGGACUCCAGUGCAUAUUUAGACUUCAGUGUGUCUACCUGUGGGCGUUUAAGUGGUGUCAACAUAACGCAUCGAUCUCUGUCUAGUCUGUGCGCCAGUUUAAAACUGGCCUGUGAAUUGUAUCCUUCCCGUCAUGUCGCCUUAUGUUUGGAUCCUUAUUGUGGACUUGGCUUUGUAAUGUGGACUCUUAUUGGUGUAUACAGCGGACACCAUUCCAUUCUCAUUGCCCCCUAUGAAGUGGAGGCCAAUCCAAGUCUGUGGCUCUCAACGCUCUCCCAGCAUCGCGUACGUGAUACAUUCUGCUCAUAUGGAGUCAUCGAGCUGUGCACCAAAGCGUUGAGUAAUUCAGUGCCAUCGCUCAAGCAGCGCAAUGUCGAUUUGAGAUGCGUGCGCACAUGCGUUGUUGUUGGAGAGGAACGUCCGCGCGUGACCCUGACACAGCAGUUUUGCAAACUAUUCCAAGGACUGGGACUGAACACACGCUGUGUGUCAACUUCCUUUGGAUGUCGCGUUAAUCCAGCCAUAUGUGUGCAGGGUGCAAGCUCGGCUGAGAGCGCACAGGUUUAUGUUGAUCUAAGGGCAUUGCGCAAUAAUCGUGUUGCCCUGGUGGAGCGAGGAGCGCCAAAUUCGUUGUGUUUAAUUGAAUCCGGCAAACUGCUGCCUGGCGUAAAAGUAAUCAUUGCAAAUCCUGAAACUAAAGGACAUUGCGGCGAUUCGCAUUUGGGUGAAAUUUGGGUGCAAGCACCACACAAUGCUAAUGGAUAUUUUACCAUAUACGGCGAUGAGACGGACUAUAAUGAUCAUUUCAACGCUAAAUUGGUCACUGGUGCUACUUCUGAGAUGUAUGCACGUACUGGUUAUUUGGGUUUCUUGAGACGCACGGAGUGUUCUCAGGCCGCUUCUGUAUUAGAUGAAACCACACCAAGUGUGGCGAGUCGUGACAGUGAUACAGAGUCUUUAAACUCCAUGAAUCAACUGCAAUUGAACUUUUCAAAUACUUCUCUGGGUGGCAAUUCCGAGCAUAGUCUUGUGGGUGGUGCCGUCAAUUCCAAUGAUCAGGAGCUCCAUGAUGCUGUUUAUGUUGUUGGUGCUUUGGACGAAGUUAUUUCGCUGCGAGGCAUGAACUAUCAUCCAAUAGAUAUUGAAAAUUCUGUGCUACGCUGUCAUAAGAAAAUUGCCGAGUGCGCCGUUUUUACAUGGACAAAUUUAUUGGUUGUAGUUGUAGAAUUAGAUGGUAACGAAUCGGAAGCGCUUGACUUGGUACCCUUAGUCACAAACACUGUUCUGGAAGAGCAUCAGCUUAUUGUGGGUGUCGUUGUCGUUGUUGAUCCAGGUGUAGUACCCAUUAAUAGUCGUGGAGAAAAGCAGCGUAUGCACUUACGGGAUGGUUUUCUGGCCGAUCAGUUAGAUCCCAUUUAUGUUGCAUAUAAUAUGUAAAUAGUAUUACAACGCUAUACAUAUGAAAACCAAUUAUUUAUUAAUCACCAUACAAGGAAUUCUCUUUGUAAUCGCGAAAUCAUUAGAUUUGCAUGAUUUAGACUUAUCAACAUUGACACAAGUAAUCGAACUAAAUUAUUUACUGAUUUCCACAAAAAACGAUUUACUUACAACAUAGCUGCUACGAAAAUUACUCUAUCUCCACCUCCAAUUACAUCCCCCCUCCCCCACACAAUACACAAUAAUAUUUAAACUCAAUGACACUAUCUAUACAAGUGACGAGAACAAAAAAAUUAAUAUAUUAAUAACGACUUUCUAUGUAAAAUGCAAUAAAACAUUUAUUUAUAUUAUA